UUUGUAGAUCAACAAAACGGUGAACGUGUGACAAGACAAAUGCCUAGAUUUGCUCCACUACAGGGACAAUGGCACAUGUCGGAGAAAUAAUGAGAGGUGGGUGUGAUGGCACGCGAUGGUGGAUUGAUGGAAACGUAGAACCGCAACGCAGCCCUUAUUUCCUGCUGUCUUAUGAACGUCUCCAUCAUAUAGGAGCAGUUGGUGUUAAACAAUCAAGAGCUAAACUCACCAGUCAGACAUUAUCAGGCACACGAAUUAUUCGACUCUUAUGCACUUGACAGAGCAGGACAGCAAUCAACAAGGUUUUGACCGGCAAAGGAUGAGCCUAUUACGCUUCGAUCUUUGAUCGGGGUUUUGAUUGAGCGCUAUCUUGUCAGGGCGUAUUGCGACACGGACGUUUGUUGUAAUCUGCAGUCUGCGGCGCCAAGUGACAUGGAGGCGUGGUUAUUACAAGCCGGUAGGUCUAGGCUAUUUAAACAACGUGAAACAGACUGGCUAUUUCGGGGAACCUUCAAGCAUUCUUUCCAAAUCCAUUCUUUUUCAACAACUGGCUGAAUCUUUAUAUAUUGUUGACCUGCCUAUAUUAUACGUUGUCGAUUCAUUGCACGUCAGCAGGCCUGUAUAUCCACAGACGCAGUUGAAAAUCCGCUGAAAUGAUUCUAGAACAGGUUUACGAUGUGCCUAUCGGUGUACGUCUACUUGAGAAAGUCUCUUGCUUACGGAAUCUCUCUGAUCUGUGGAAACUGCGAUGGCACAAGUUCAAUGUAUUGUUGCUCACCUUUUUGAGCUACGCCAGCUAUCAUAUGGCCCGUAAGCCAACCAGCGUCGUUAAGAGUGUUCUCCACCAGAACUGCACUAACGUAGCCGCCCCGCCUGAUUUAAACAUAACUGGCAUUGAAGACUCGUGGUGCAGCUGGAGUCCAUUUGACGGAGACGAUGCUGAUACGCUUUUGGGUGCUUUGGAUUCUGCUUUCCUCUUUUCCUACGCUUUCGGAAUGUACCUUAUGGGUUCACUUGGUGAACGCGUCAAUGUCCGCUAUUUUCUAUCAAUCGGCAUGAUGUUAUCUGGAUUGUUUGGAUUCCUCUUCGGUUUGGCAUAUUGGACUGAUAUUCACUCGUUGGCCUACUUCAUCAUUGUCCAGGUUUUAGCUGGCUUAUUUCAAUCUACUGGUUGGCCAGGCUGCGUUGCUGCCGUGGGUAACUGGUUCGGCAAAAGCAAACGAGGACUCAUUAUGGGCAUUUGGCGUUCACAUCACAGCAUUGGUAACAUUGCUGGAUCUUUGAUUGCUGGCGCCUUUGUCGAGUACUCGUGGGGCCUUUCGUUCGCUGUUCCUGCUGUAAUCAUUUUCAGUCUUGGACUUCUUCUCUUCGUCUUCCUAGUUCCUGAUCCGCGAGCUGUCGGAUGUCCUGUUCCGAACCACAGUGCCGAGCCCAAAUUGAGCCCGCCGAAGAUCGUCGUUCAAGAAGCAGGAGGCGAUAGCAGCAGCCUCGAUUCAACAUCAAUUAAAAGUGAUGGACAAAGUGACAAAUCGAUUCACAAAAACUCUGACGCUGAUGACGAUAAAGCCAUCAGUUUUUGGCGAGCCGUUCGAAUUCCUGGUGUGAUAGAAUAUUCGUUCAGUUUGUUCUUCACAAAGUUGAUUAACUACACGUUCCUCUAUUGGCUGCCUAAAUAUCUCAAGGACUCGAGUGAGACGUUGGGUAGUCAGGACGCAGCAGAACUGUCCACUUUGUUUGACAUUGGUGGAAUAUUCGGCGGGAUCUUAGCUGGCCUUCUGAGCGAUCUGACUGGGAUGAGCGCUUUUACUUGCGCUGCUUACUUUAUUCUCACCAUACCGUCGCUAUUUCUCUAUCGAGAAUUUGGUGACGUCAGCGCCGGAUUGAAUACCUUUCUGCUCUUCCUGGUGGGUUUCCUUGCCAACGGGCCGUACGCUCUCAUCACGACGGCCGUCUCUGCUGAUUUGGGUACUCAUCCGGAACUGAAAGGAUCCACUCGUGCAUUGGCUACGGUAACGGCUAUCAUUGACGGCACAGGCUCAAUAGGUGCCGCCGUCGGUCCGCUUAUCGCUGGAGCGCUGUCCAGCCUUGAAAAUGGAUGGGAUUAUGUUUUCUACGCUCUGAUGGUAGCCAGUGCAAUGGGACUGUUGCUGCUGACGCGUUUGAUGAUCAACGAGGCCAAAGCCAAAUUUGGGAAGAAGAAGCCUCCGCAAAAUGAGCAUAACCUUAGCACGAAUAGCAUAAAAUCUGAGCAUUAAAUCAAAAUAUUUAGAACAGCCCAUCAGCUCAUGGUCAGAGCUGCAACAACCACAGACAUUUCACCUCCACUUCAAACUUACAUAACCAACAUCAAGAGGUCUGAGAUUGCUGCAAAAUUGAUCAUGCAAAUAGCGUAUACUUUCUUUUCAUAUGUUAAAUACUCCUCAGAUGUUCCCUCCUUUUAUUUUGUGUUACUCCACUUUCAUCGUAAUACAUGACAGAUUCAUCAUCACCAAUAUUUGAAAAUACAAUAACUGAUCGAAUAUCUUAAAA
Molecule: messenger RNA, 2529 nt
Organism: Daphnia magna
Lineage: Eukaryota; Metazoa; Arthropoda; Branchiopoda; Diplostraca; Daphniidae
Product: glucose-6-phosphate exchanger SLC37A2
Exons: 16
Coding region: 654-2255 (533 amino acids)
Biological process (GO): transmembrane transport
Cellular component (GO): membrane
Molecular function (GO): transmembrane transporter activity
Source: RefSeq, a predicted model, not a curated record